GGGGAGAGGUGAGACUCGUGCACGCGCUCCACUCCCUGAGGGUGCGCGAGCAGCGCGCUCCCGCCACCCGCGUCGCCAUCUUUUUCCCCCUCCGUCCGUCUGUCUGCCGUUGGCUUUGUCCGUCUGCAGCGCCGCCCCUCGGCUCCCGCCACCGGUUCGGCUCGAAGCCGCCCUCGCCCCGCCGCGGCCGGGUCCUGGAGAGCCCGGGCCCAGCUGGCCGGAGCUGCGGCCCGGGGCCCAUUGUCCGGCGGUCCGUCUGUCCGGAGGCGGGGCCCAGGGACCCUGAGCGCAGCCGAGCGCCGACGCGCCGGAUACACGUCACUUGGAUUCAGGCGAGUUUACUUUGCUCCGUGGGAACUGCACCAGAGCAGGAGGUCUGAAAAAGAACUGUGUUUGAUAUGCAGAUAUGAUAGAAGACUGCCUGAAAGCUGCUUCCUUUGCCACUUCCUGUGGAGGCCUGUCUUUGCCAUUUGCGGUUUCUUUCUUUUGCUUAGCAGCUGGCAAAGAGGAAGUAAUAUAUCCAGUCGUGAAACUGGGAAAGGCCAGAGCUCUUGGAUUAGGGAAACAUGUCCCGUCGGAAACAGACAAAUCCAAAUAAAGUUCACUGGGAUCAAGUAUUUGCUGGGCUAGAAGAGCAAGCCCGCCAGGCGAUGAUGAAAACUGAUUUUCCUGGAGACCUUGGCAGUCAGCGACAAGCUAUCCAACAACUAAGAGAUCAGGACUCCAGUAGCAGUGAGUUCUGCACCUUCUGGUGACAGUGAGGGUGAUGAAGAGGAGACCACACAAGAUGAAGUCUCUUCCCACACAUCAGAGGAAGAUGGCGGGGUGGUCAAAGUGGAAAAGGAGUUAGAAAAUGCAGAGCAUCCUGUUGGUGGGAAAGAAGUAGUAGAGCAUGAGGUCACAGAGAAUUUGAAUUCUGAUCCCUUGCUUGAGCUCUGCCAGUGUCCUCUCUGCCAGCUAGACUGUGGGAGUCGGGAACAGCUGAUCGCUCACGUGUACCAGCACACUGCAGCAGUGGUAAGCGCCAAGAGCUACAUGUGUCCUGUCUGUGGACGGGCCCUUAGCUCCCCAGGGUCACUGGGUCGCCACCUCCUAAUCCACUCAGAGGACCAACGAUCUAACUGUGCUGUGUGUGGAGCCCGUUUCACCAGCCAUGCCACUUUUAACAGCGAGAAACUUCCUGAAGUACUUAAUAUGGAAUCCCAACCACCAGCCCACAGUGAGGGCCCCUCCAGUACUGAGGGGAAGGACAUUACCUUUAGUCCUCCAGUGUACCCUGCUGGAAUUCUGCUUGUGUGCAACAACUGUGCUGCCUACCGGAAGCUACUGGAAGCCCAGACCCCCAGUGUACGCAAGUGGGCCCUACGGCGACAGAAUGAGCCUUUGGAAGUACGGCUGCAGCGGCUAGAACGGGAGCGCACAGCCAAAAAGAGUCGGCGCGACAAUGAAACCCCGGAGGAGCGGGAGGUGAGGCGCAUGAGGGACCGUGAAGCCAAGCGCCUACAGCGCAUGCAGGAGACAGAUGAGCAGCGGGCACGCAGGCUGCAGCGAGAUCGGGAGGCCAUGAGGCUGAAAAGGGCCAAUGAAACACCAGAAAAGCGGCAGGCCCGGCUCAUCCGAGAGCGGGAGGCUAAGCGACUGAAGAGGAGACUAGAGAAAAUGGACAUGAUGUUGAGAGCUCAGUUUGGCCAGGAUCCUUCCGCCAUGGCAGCCUUAGCAGCUGAAAUGAACUUCUUCCAGCUGCCUGUGAGUGGAGUGGAAUUGGACAGCCAGCUUCUGGGCAAGAUGGCCUUUGAAGAGCAGAAUAGCAGCUCUCUGCACUGAACCACACCCUCCUGCCUGCCCUCCAAUCCACCUAAGCCCACAGGGGUCAGUGCUACAGCUACCUACAAAGCCAGCUUUGCUUUCAGAAGCAGGCCCUGGUUUGUUGUAGGAGGAUCUGUGCACCCCUUGCAUGUGGGAACAGGAUGCUGGGGUCAGGAGGGACCCAGCUCAAGGCAGCUCUACACAAGGGAGCAGGCACUCCAGAGAACUUGACUCCCCCAGCCCAUUGCAGCAGGCUGGGCUUAUGGGACUUAGGGGCCCAGUGCAACCCAUGAAGUUGUGAGGGCAAAUAAAUUAAUUUUAUCUUUACUGG
Messenger RNA from Marmota flaviventris (yellow-bellied marmot), 2137 nucleotides. Lineage: Eukaryota; Metazoa; Chordata; Mammalia; Rodentia; Sciuridae. The record is from RefSeq and is a predicted model, not a curated record.